Mytilus californianus (California mussel) is the source of this 9689-nucleotide messenger RNA. Its product is annotated as STE20-like serine/threonine-protein kinase. The record is from RefSeq and is a predicted model, not a curated record. The coding region runs from base 190 to 3915 and encodes 1241 amino acids. Gene Ontology annotation, biological process: protein phosphorylation. Gene Ontology annotation, molecular function: ATP binding; protein serine/threonine kinase activity. Lineage: Eukaryota; Metazoa; Mollusca; Bivalvia; Mytilida; Mytilidae. The transcript is spliced from 21 exons.
GACAAAACGCAUGCGUCAAAAAUAUAAAUAUGUCGACUUUCCGCUGAAGAAACUGGUCCUUGAAAAGAAAACAUUUCCAUGUCCACAUUGAACUAUGUAGCACAUUCAGAUGAAAUCAUAACACUGUAUUUACAUGUUUUCAAUUAACAAUUUCUUGUCUUUGCAUUCUAGUUUCCGUAAGACGUAAACAUGUCAUUUUUGACCAGCUUUAAAAAGUUGUUCCGUCUUGGCGGUGAGGACGAUUUAAAAAAUAAGAAAAAAGAAUUGUACAAAAAUAUAAAAAGAGAAAUUGACCCGAAGAAUCAAUGGGAAAUUUUAGCAGAAAUUGGUGAUGGAGCUUUUGGAAAAGUGUACAAGGCUGAAAAUAAAGAGAAGAAUAUUUUGGCAGCUUUAAAACAUGUUGAGAUUAAAAGUGAAGAAGACAUAGAGGACUUCUCAGUAGAAAUAAAUAUCUUAACAGACUGUAGACAUAAAAAUGUUGUAUCACUAUACGAGGCUUUCUACUUUGAUAGUAAAUUAUGGAUGUUUAUUGAGUAUUGUGGUGGAGGAGCGUUGGAUAGUAUCAUGGUGGAGCUGGAGAAGCCAUUGAAUGAGAAACAGAUCCGUUACGUUUGUCAUGAGAUGUGUGAAGGUUUAGAGUUCUUACAUGAAAGCAAAGUUAUACAUAGAGAUUUAAAGGCUGGUAAUGUACUCCUCACACAGGAAGGAGAUGUCAAACUAGCUGACUUUGGUGUGUCUGCUAUGAAUACAAAAACAGUUCAGAGACGGGACUCCUUCAUUGGUACACCCUAUUGGAUGGCUCCAGAGGUUAUUAUGUGUGAAACGUUAAAAGACAGUCCAUACAAUUAUAAGGCUGAUAUUUGGUCACUAGGUAUCACAAUGAUAGAAUUUGCUCAGAUAGAACCCCCAAACCAUGACAUGCAUCCUAUGAGAGUUCUGAUCAAGAUACAGAAAUCAGACCCUCCAACAUUAAGUGGACCAUCACGAUGGACAAAAAGUUUUAAUGAAUUUAUCAAGAUUUGUUUGAAUAAAGACCCAGAACAAAGACCAACAGCUGGAGAAUUAUUACAGCACAAAUUUAUCAAAGAUUACACAGAUAAAAGUGACAUAUUAAACUUAGUGUUAGAAUCUAAAGCUGAGGUUGUAGAAACUGUAGAAGAUUUAACUGAGGAAGAUGAUAUCAAAGAAAUGAAGCGUCACAUGAGUGAUAUGUCCAGUAUAGAUUUAGAUGAAAUAUCAACUUCUGGUGGGGAAACAGAUCAUGAAAAAGCUCCCACUCCUGAAAAAGAAGUUGUCAAAGAAAAGAAGAAAAUAUCAGGUGUUGAAGAGAAAAAAGAACCAGUUAUUGUUGAAGAGAAAAAAGAACCAGUUGUUGUUGAAGAGAAAAAAGAACCAGUUGUUGUUGAAAAGAAAACAGAACUUGCAGUUGUUGAAGAAAAGAAAGAAACAACUGUUGUGGAAGAGAAGAAAAUUGAGGAAAAAGAAGAAGAAAAGCCUGUUGAACCAGUGCCUGUGGUACCAGAACCUUCAGUGUCUCCUAAACCUUCUCCCAAACAGUCCCCAGCGCCCUCUCCUGAACGGUCUCCUGUAACCACACCUCAGAAACAAGCAUCUCCUCAACGAUCUCCAGAAGCAAGUCCACAGAAAAUUGCCAAAGAAGAACAAGAUAAAUCAUCUGACGAAGGUCUGGGACCAAGCAGUGAUGAAAAAUCUGAUACAAGCCAGAAUGAAAGUAUGUCUAAACCUGUAGAUGAUGGAAUUAAAUAUGAUAUUGAUGGAAUCGUAGACGAUCUAAUUAAUGAAGUAAUUAAAGCAACAGAGACAGAGCCAUCCGUAGCUGCUGUUGUUUUUGAUGCCAUUAAAGAUGUUAUAACACAAGAGGAUGACGACGACCAGAAUGAAACGUCAGUAUAUGAUGUCACAGACAUCGAGCUGGAAUUGGAUGAGGUCAAAGAUGAAACAGAAGAGAAACAGGACACUGAAAAUAAAAGUGAAACGAGUGAUGUGUCCAAACAAAUUCAGGACAGUGAAAGUAUAGGUAAUGACAAAACUAGUCUUUCUAGUGUGACACGUAUAGAAAUUGGGCAGCCAGGGGAUAAACCUAAAACAGAAAUAAUCACAAAACCUCCUCCCGAAAUGGAAGUACAGGAAAUUAAGGUCAAAGUUGAAAGUGAUGAUGAAAAAUCUGAAAAGGUGGAGGAAAAAGAAUCAGACUCUGAACGUAAAGGUAAAAAUAUAUCUGUAAUAACAAUAAAUGGACAGUCUGUUCCACCUGCAGGAAAUAGCGUACUUGUAAAUGGUCAUGUGACAGGUGUUAAAGACACUUCGGGAAACGAAAUUAUGAUUAAUUCCAUAUCAAAUCAGAAAAAUGAUCCAAAUGUUCCACAAACUGACCUAGAUUCAUGUGAUGUAGAAGAAGGUCAUAAUGACCAGAAGUCUGACACAGAAAGUGUCAAUACAGAGGAUAGCAUGGACAUCGUGGAGCCCAGGAAACCUAGAAAUAAAGCACAGGGACACAUUAGAAACAGAAGUGAGAAUAAAAGUCAGUACCGAACCCUGACAAAGACCAGGAGAUAUAUGAAAGAUGGAGUUGUUGUCACAAGUACUACCCAAAAGGUUGUUCAGGCUGGGGAGGAAAACCGGAUAAGAGUGGACUUUUAUGACAGAAAACAAGAUUUAAGAGAGUUGAAGAUGUUACAGAAACAAGAAAAUAAACAAUACCAAGAUUUAGUGUACAAAUCACAAGGUGCUAGGGAAACACAAGAAAGGAAGUUUGACUAUGAUAUGCAGAAUUUAAAGAAGAAUUAUGAUCAAGAUAUGGAUACCUUGACUAAACAACAGAAACAACAAGUGGAAAAAGCUGAGACUUCUCAACAACUUGACAUGAAAGGUGCUGCUAAACGUAUCAAGGUUGAACAGGAAAAGGAACUUAAAAUGUUUAAAGAACAACAGAAACAAGAGAUGAAGUUACUGAAGCAAGAGUUAGAUUUCAUGUCUAAAGAUAACAAGAAAGAAGCCAUGAGGAAACGUAAAGAUGAGAAGGAGAUAGAACUGGCAGAUAAGGAGAGACAGUUCAUGGAAAACCAGCAAGAGAGAAUGGAGAAACACAUGAAACAAAUAGCAGAUACACACAGACAGAAAGUAGCCUUGUUAGAAAGUCAGUUCUUACAACAAAAACAACAGUUACUGAGAGCUCGUGAGGCAGCAAUUUGGGAGUUAGAAAAACAGCAGUUACAUGAAAAACACCAACUGGCAAAGAGUCAGCUGAAAGAUAUGUUUUUCUUAAAACGUCACCAGAUGUUAACUCGUCACCAAAAGGAAGUAGACCAGAUGAAGAGAAGUAAUUUAGGGAAGGAAGAAGAAAUGCAAAGAAGACAUGUGCUUGAGAAAAGAAGGCUUCCUAAAAUACUUAAAAAUGAGGCCAAAACCAGAGCUCAGAUGUUCAAACAGAGUCUACGACUUAGUGUUGUAGGAUCGCCAGAGGACGAUAGAGCUAAAAUGAAACAGUUUGAAGAAAAUGAGAAAAAGAGAAUAAAAUCAGAACAACAGAGACAAGAAAAUAAACACAAGAAACAGUGGGAAGAUUUGGUGUUCAGAAAUGAGACAAGUCUCAGAGAACUUGAACAAUUACAGGGUGAAAAGAGGAAAAUGUUAAUGGAACAAGAGACCCAAAAGAUUAAAGAAUUAGAUGAACAAUAUUCUAAUGAGUUACGAGAAUGGAAGAACCAACUUGUUCCUAGGAAACAGAGAUUAGAAGAAGAAUUCCAAAAACAACGAGAGGAACAAGAAAAAUUUUAUGGGACAGUUGUAAUAACAGGAAAUGAAAAUGCGUAUUCAGGAUCAAGGCCAUCUCCGUCGGCAUCAUUACGGAGUAAAAAAGAUUCUGUUACUUCACGACAUUCAACAGUUAUAUAGAUAUACGCUUAGAUAUAUUAUACCAUGUAUAUGUUGCCAUAGAAACAAUGCUACAUUGUGAUAUGUUACCAUAGUAGCAGUGCUAUUUUUAACAUAUAAUUUCUGUGGUGAUGAUUUUACAGACAAUGUGUUCUUCACAAUUAAAACUUCAUUUUAUACACAUCAAUGUUUUCAAAACAAGGUCUGUCAGUCUAUGUAUCUAUGUAUGUUCAGAAAGAUUUUCUUUGAGCUUGCAGCUGUUCUUCAGUAAAAGAAUUUCAUUUGUGGCUAGCAUGUACUCUAUUACUUUAAAAAGGAAUGGAAGUGAAAUUCAAACUUUUCUCCUGGCAUUUCAGUGGUCAGUUUAAAAUAGUGAAUGACAAAAUGUCUUUGUAUUAUGGCUAAUUUUGAAAAAUCCAUCUAUGCCUCAUGCUCUUGCUUUCAAUUAUUUAAAUUGAAAAGUAGAAGAUAAUAGAAUGACACGAGUGAAGAUUAUUAUGUAGUUACAAGGAACUGCAUGCACUGCAGGUCAGGCAAAGGCAGUAGGUAGUGGAUAAGUUAAAUGAACACAACAUUUGGCAAAAGAUUUACCCAAAGGACCUGGAUUAUUAUUAGGAUAAUACAGAGAUACCUUAUCUUAAACAGAUUUUCUUUCAAUAAUAGUAUGGACUGAGAAAGGAGUCGACAAGGUUAUAUUUAUGUUCUGAAUUAAUUAAUUGUUAUUUCCAUAAAAUGUGCUAUUUUCUAAAUUUAACAUGGAAUAACUGUUUUGUGUAAGUUUAGUCAAUAAGAAGAUUGGGUGCUGGACAUGGUUAUAUAAAGAUAUAUAUUAUAUAUGUAUUAGAUGUAAAUAUGGGGCACAAGAUGAUGGAACUGCCUAUUUCUCAUAUAUAAUUCACUUGUUUUACACUUUGUUAAUAAGUUUUGUUUUACCAAUCUGUUUCCAAGGAAACUUUUAAAUUUUAAAAUCGUGUAAUGGAAUGUGAAAUGAAGGUUUUUAAAAUUUUGCUAUACAGUAAAUUAAACACACAGCAUGAUUCUGUUUAAGCUCAAUUUAUUAAUAGUUCUGUUGUUCCCUGUAUAUAAAAAAGUUCCAAAAGGAAAUAAUUUGACUUACUGAAGCAAGAAUUAUUACUUGAAGCAGGAUUGAAGAUUGUGGCAUGUAGAUACAACAUAACCAUUGUCUCAAAAAAACAAAUGUUAUUUGUUCAAAGCUUAGAAACAGAUAACAAUGUCUUUUUCAUAACAAUGCUUUAAACUAUUAAGAUAUAUUGUAUGGUGAAAUUUGAGAAUUUGGACAUGGAAUGGACAAUUUCUGUGAACAUUUAUUCCUUAGUUAUUUCAUGCAUUUAAUUUUUCAAUAUCAUAGUCAAGGCCCUAUGCAGCUAAUGACUGUGUGUCACAAAUGUUUGUAAUAAUGUGUACAGUGUAUACCAUCUGUUUCCACAUUAUCACAGUUAGGUUAUAUCUACUGGUUAAUGUUAAAAUAAUUAACUCUACAAAAUCAAAGGUGAAGUGUUUUACAAAAAAUAUGUAAAGAAACUGUGUCCACCAAUAAAAUUCAAAAGCCUUCUAUAGUAAUGUCUAAAUAAGGACAAUAAAACAUUGCACUAUUUGGGAUUCCUUUCCAUAUUUGACCAUGAAAUUGCUAAAAAAUGACUAUGUUGUAGUAUUAAUGUAACGACUUGAGUUCAGUAAACUUCAGAUUUCCUCUGCAAACUUAAAAAACAGCAUAUAUAUAUAUAUAUAUAUAUAGAUUGGAUUGCUGUCCAGAGGCGGAUCCAACGGGGGGGUGGGUGGUUUGAACCCCGUUUUUUUUUUUUUUACGAUCAAUGCUUUUGAAUGGGGACAUAUGGUUGAAACCCCCUUUAUCCUGGGUUGGAAACCCCCCCCCCCCCCCCCCUUUUUUUUUUUGAAAAUGGCUGGAUCCGCAUCUGCUGUUGAUGUAUAGUCCAGGGAAGUCAUAUUUUGUGAUCUCUUAAAAUUCAUGAUGUUAAUUUCUGUUACCCUCAUAUUUAAUGAGGUACAGAUGCCUUACAAGGUUAAGACAAUAAUUAAGUUUUUUUAUAUCCAAAAUAUUUCCAUGAAUUUGUUUCUCUUUAUUCAGGAUUAUUAUUUAUUUAUAUAUUUAUUGGUACCAAUGUUAUAUGUUAUGAUGAAGCAGUUGAAUGUGUGCAUGUCUGUUGUUGGCUAAAUAUUUAUUCAGAAGCAGUGUGUGAAGAAAAUACAUUAUGAUAUCAGCCUUAAACAUUUGUUAAAAAUAUUUUUCAUGCUUGAGUUGAGAGAUUGAAGAUUUUUGUUAGAAAACUGCAGUGGUAUAUAAUGAGAAUUAUAUAAAGAAGUAAUAUUUAGGAAGAUUCCUCGGUUUAUGGGUUUUCAUGCUAUUAGAGAAGAAAUGAUAAAAUACUUUAUAUUUCGUUAUGGUUGAGGUUUUGAUUUUAAUAGGCAACCAUAAAAGUUGGUAAUCCCUAUGAAUACUACCAUUUAUUCAUUUACAUUUAGUACAUACUUUUUAUAACAGUUAUAUAUUGUCAAUAUUGAUUGAUUUGAUUUCUCAUGAAAUGAACCCAAAUAAAUGAAAUAUUUUCGCUAUCAGUGCAUGAAAUUGUACAAAUAUAUAACUGUUGUUGUUUCAGUUGAUAAAGUUUGUUAUAUGUACUAAACAUUUUAAGUACUACAUAAUAAUAAUAGUUAAUUAUUUCAGGUUUUUUUUUAAUUAAUAUUUACAGUGUAUUAUGUUACUUAUUUUCAUGAGAUUUUUUACUUGCCAUUUUUUGUUUUUUAUGAUAAUUAUUAGAUAGGUAAACAUAAUCAACACACAAUGUUUUGUAUAUUUGCUUAUGUGGCUUUCCAUACAUUCCUGUCGUCUGCUGAAAGUGCCAUUAAUUCUUUCCUGUAUAUUUGGCUUAUUUACCUGUAUAUUUUGACCAAUCAUUGCAAUAUAUUUGAUAUUUAGAAAUCUGAGAUUUAUCAACCAUGAAGAACUACUUUUCUCUCAGGUAAUAUACCAAUUUAAUUUAGAGAAAAAAAAUAGCAAUUGACAGUUUUCUGAUUAAAUUCAACCAUAAUUAUCUUAUAAUACACAUCAUAUUUUGACAUGGAUGAAAAUUGUCCAGAUUUUAAAAAUUUCAUUACUCUAUAAUAUUUUACAAACGUGAAAGUUUUCGCUAAUAUCUGGAUUUAUACUACAUAUAUUUUAUCAUCCAUGAGUGUUCUCUUUACCAUGAAAUGUUUUAUACCAUACUUGAAAAAAAAUAUGGAUAAUAAAAUUAUUUUUUAUUUGUAUCCCCUUUACGGAGAUCAUGCUUAGUACCCACCUAUUUGUCACCAAAGAACUUGUGCAUUGGUCGAUAGCUAUAAACAUUUUCACAUGUGCAACAUGAAAAUCUCUAAAUAACAUAAUAAAUAAUGUCAUACCAAAUCUUCACUGGUUGGUUUGAAACGUUUAUAAUCCAAUUUAUUUCCCGAAUGUAGUUGUAUAGAUCAGACAGUUCUUUCCAAUGUCAACAGCUUUUGAUGCUUAGUUUGAAACUAUUUGAGAAGAAUGAUGAAUUUACUAAGACAGUCUUAUACUUAAUUUCAUAGUCCAUUGAUGCACUGAUAAUUUGGAUGUUGGCAGAAAUAAAUGGUCAUAAAAAAGAGUUUACUAUCUCCAUGCAAAUGAUUUAGUAGUAUAUUAUAACUAAUUUCAAGUUUUUUGGAGUAUAUAAAAAAUUCAUAAGCAAAUACCCUUUGCAGUUCCUUGUGUGAUUACACAUUUUUUUUUCAUGAUGCAAUGAGUAUUAGAAUUUUGGGAUAUAUAGGGUUUGAUAUGUCCGUCCUAAUAGCUGUAGUCAUCACUUGCUCUCUACUAAAUGAAUGUAUAGCUUUGUUAUAACUUGUAUGUGCUAUUCUGUGGUCUUUUCCAACUUGUACAUGUCUACUCAUAUCACUCAUAUUGUUCAAUUCAUUUUCAAGUAGACCAGAAAUUAGUUGAUAAGACCAGUUGGUGUAAACAUUGAAUGAAAUAGUUUAUAACAACAUAAAACAAGCAUUUAAAAAGGAAUAUACAACAGUAUUGCAAAGUCAAGCUUUUCAGUAGUUGUUUAAAAUGUUUCACACUAAACCUAUUCAUAGCUGCACUGAUUAAUAUCCUUGUCAAGGAAAACACCAUAUGUUUUUCACCUGAAUUAGGAUUUUCAUUUAAUUUUCAGCAAUAUUUGUACUUAAAAAAGUUAGCAUUUAUUGUUUAUGGCAGAUGAGUUGAAGUCUGUUUUGGUAAAUUAUUACUGGUUGUUGUUCUUUUUUGCUGUCACCCAAUUGUGCCAGAUAAUGGGUAAUAUUAAGCAGUCACAAACAUGUUUUAAUAAUUAAUGAUGCACACACUUACAAUACUUAAUGUGUCUGUCCUUAUAAGCUAUAAAAGUCAUUAUCUCCAUGGUAUAUUUUUUUUAUUUUGUGAUCUUGAUUAAAGUAUGGAUAUUGGUUGGCUCUCUCUUAUACACAUCUAUAGCUCUCUUUGUAGCAAUCGUCUUUGCCCAAUGUUAAAGGGGGGGGAUAUAUGGUAUGUGAUGGAUUAUAUCCCAUCAGUUUUACCACAAAUCAUGCUGAACUUUAUUUAAAAAGCUGAACUGUAGUUUGGUUAUGUGUAAUUAAAUAAUGAAGACUAUUUUGUGUUUGAAUUACAUUAUUUAUGUGAAUUAAUUGAUAUUAGAAUAAUCUGCUAUUUUCAUUCAAACUUAUAAACAUUUCAAUCUAUGUAUAAACCACAUGAUUGAUUUAACCAAUUUCUGCUCCACUUGUGAAGUUAGCUAAGAUUUAUAGAUUAUUGAUGGUUUUUUUAAACAGGGAGGUUGUUUCUCGAGAUGUGGCAGAGAAACGUCCCGAGUUUGAAAGACCAUUGAUAAUCUGUUAGUUGCUAUUUUGCCUUAGUAUGUUUACAUUUACAACGUCACAUGCGCCCUUAGUUUCUGAUGAUAAUUUUCUAUUUCAAGAGAGUAGCGUGAUAUGAAAAAUUAUCACAAAAAAGAUAAAAGAAAAAAUACGCAAAAUAGCAAUGAUAUACAGUAUACUUGUGCACCAUGUAUUUUUCUCAAUUUUUAGGUAGAAUAGACAUUUUUUCGAAGGAAUAAUAGUAUGGGCUGCAUUCAUUUUAAAGGUUACUUUCUAGAGCAGAUUCGAUAAAUCCUGACCAUAUCAAACAAAUUUAAAUACAUUUAAUUAAAUCCUGAAACUGAAGAAACAAUUGGUUAUGUAUCUUCUAAUCAAAUACCUAUGUGCUUAUUACAAAUAAGAAAUUAUAAGCAGCAGCUGAAAUAGAUAGGCAAUAGUAUAUGGCUUUUUCAAUAUCACGUCUGUAUAAAUCAUCAAAGACACCAAUAUCUGUUGGUUGAUACAGUGUGUGAUAUAGAAAAAAGCAAUAUCAUAUACACUUUAUUAUAUACAUGAAACAGAUGUUUUUCUGUUGGUGUUUGAUAAAGCCUAUGCAACCCCGACUGAUAUCUAUAUCAUCAGAGAUGGCUGAUACAAAACAACGGCUAUUGAAUGUAUUAUACUUAAAAUUUACUUUAUUUGGUACUAAGUAUAUAAUCAAAUUUCAAUAUUAUGCAUCAGUUGCUGCACUUUAUUCAAAUAUUGCAAAGAAAUGUCUAAACAGAACGUUUUGUAAAGUCUUUAUCAUAAUUUGUGUUAUUUCAGAAAUAUAUGUGCUAUCAAUAUUAUAAUAGUUUGUAUAUAAGAUGAGCUUAUUAUUUAAGUUCACUUAAUCAUUUAAUAUAUAAUUUUCCACAAAAUAUGAAAAUAAACUUUUUAAUUAU